This is a messenger RNA of Anisakis simplex (herring worm), 450 nucleotides long. The record is from the annotation of a GenBank genome assembly. NCBI's taxonomy places the organism in Eukaryota, Metazoa, Nematoda, Chromadorea, Rhabditida, Anisakidae.
GUAGUGGCGUGCGGUACUGGUGAAUUCGAAGCCGGUAUCUCGAAGAAUGGACAAACCCGUGAGCACGCUCUACUUGCUCAGACAUUGGGUGUUAAGCAAAUGAUCGUCGCAUGCAACAAGAUGGACACCACGGAACCACCGUUCUCCGAGGCUCGUUUUGGUGAGGUAUCAACUGAAGUGUCGAACUACAUCAAGAAGAUUGGAUACAACCCGAAGGCUGUUGCUUUCGUGCCAAUCUCAGGCUUCAACGGCGACAACAUGUUGGAACCUUCGACCAACAUGCCGUGGUUCAAGGGAUGGACUGUUGAACGCAAGGAGGGAACCGCUAGUGGCAAAACUCUUCUCGAGGCCCUCGACUCGAUUAUUCCACCAUCACGACCUACCGACAAGCCACUCAGAUUGCCUCUUCAAGACGUAUACAAGAUUGGAGGUUACUUAUUGAACUAUAUG